This is a messenger RNA of Papaver somniferum (opium poppy), 1324 nucleotides long. Its product is annotated as probable carboxylesterase 17. The transcript has a single exon. NCBI's taxonomy places the organism in Eukaryota, Viridiplantae, Streptophyta, Magnoliopsida, Ranunculales, Papaveraceae. The coding region runs from base 96 to 1160 and encodes 354 amino acids. Gene Ontology annotation, molecular function: hydrolase activity. The record is from RefSeq and is a predicted model, not a curated record.
ACAAGACCUAUGAAUUCUUAUGUACUAAAUCUUCAUAAGAGAACCUAAGAAGAAGAAGAAGAAAAACAAUAUUGUUUCAUUUUGUCAAACUUUUUAUGAGAAUAAAAAGAACAAAAAUGGCCAACAUAUCCAUGGAAUCAAGAAUGAGCACAACACAUUCAAAUAUCAGCAACAGCAAGAAAGAUCACAACCAGCAUGGGGCUGUGAUUGAAGAGAUUGAAGGAUUAAUCAAAGUUUACAAAGAUGGUUACGUCGAACGUCCUCCGAUCGUGCCGAAUGUUGCGGCGGCCGUAGGCCAAGAGCUAAACUUGUUCUGCAAAGAUGUUAUCAUUGAUAAAUUCAGUAACCUUUGGGCUAGAUUUUAUGUCCCAAAAUGCCAAGGAAAACAACUUCCUUUGCUUAUUUACUUUCACGGUGGUGGGUUUUGUGUGGGUUCACCUUCUUGGAUCUGCUAUCAUGAAUUCAUAUCAAAAUUAGCUUCUGCUUCUGGUUGUGUUGUUAUGUCAGUGAAUUACCGUUUAGCACCGGAACAUCGUCUACCAAAGGCUUUUGACGAUGGUUUUAACUCUGUCAUGUGGGUGAAACAGCAAGCCACAAUGAGAUCUAAUAAUGAUCAGAGAUGGUGGUUAAACAGUUGCAAUUUAUCAAAGGUGUUCGUAGGUGGUGAUAGUGCUGGUGCCAAUAUAGCCCAUAAUGUAGCUAAACGGAUCGGUGCGGCGGGACUAAUUAACCCGUUGACACUCAGAGGGAUCAUCUUAGUUCAACCCUUUUUUGGAGGGGAACAAAGAACUUACUCUGAGAAAUAUUUAGCACAGCCUCCAAAUUCAGCUUUGAGUCUAACCGUAUCCGACGUAUUUUGGCGAUUAUCUUUGCCGACGGGUUCAAACCGUGAUCAUCAAUUUUGCAACCCUUUAGCCAAAGGUGCGACCCGAUUAGAAGACUUGAGAAUUCCUCCAGUUAUGGUUUGCAUCUCAGAGAUGGAUAUAUUGAAAGAUAGGAGCUUGGAGUUUUGUAAUGCUAUGAGAAGAGCAGGGAAAAGUGUGGAGCAGGUUAUGUUUAUGGGUGUAGGACAUGCUUUUCAGAUUCUGCAUAACUAUCAACUCUCCCAGACUAGAACCCAUGAAAUGAUUUCUCAUAUCAAAGCUUUCAUCAACAAAUGACUCGGCUCGUCAGUCGUAACUAGUAUUAGCUUUGAUCGACUCCCAAAUUACAAACGGUGACCGAUCAUGCUGUAAUAUCAACUUUCUUUUUGUGUUUUUUUUGAUGUACUCAAGGAAAUGUAUUGCAGAAUAGUAUUAUAUAUCCAAUUUAGAAGUUUCAAUUA